UACAGUAAAUAUAUUCUUUUUAAACAAGUAGGCCGCCUCAUUGAUAAAAAGAAAAACGAGAAUCAGGAUUCGAUCAAUUCAAGGGCUCAGAAUAGAAGCUGCUGCUGUCCACUGACAAUCAUCAAUGGAGCUGGGUCAGUUGAUGCGCAUCCUCCUUUGGAGCAAAAUGCAGGAGAAAACUACGGCAGUUAUAAAAUGGUGCGCUUUUAUCACCAAUUUUAUCAUCGGGGUGAUUGGAGCUGUCAUUUUAGCUGCCUCUUUGAGAAUUCUUUUUGACAACGAAUACAGCCAUUUAUUAUUCCAUGGAAGCGGAAAUUAUCUUGCUGGGCACGUGUUGGUGGUGACCGGAAUAUCACUGAUGAUCGUGUGUCUCAUAGGAUGCACUGGAAUAGUCAAAGGGAGUUCCUGUCUGCUCGGUUUGGGCUUCGUUUCUCUCAUUAUUUUUGUGGUGGUUGAGGUAACCUUUGGUGUAGUGGCUUACAACGAAUUGGCCGAAUUUCACGAAAAAGUCCAUCUUGGUAUAUUCUGGGCUAUUCAGCGCCAUUAUGGCAACGACAUUGCAAACACCACUGUUAUCGACCUGAUCCAGCAAGGCUGGAAAUGCUGUGGACUCAACUCUUACGCGAGUUGGUCCAACUCCUUGUACAGCAAGAGACACACACCAAAAGGAACUUGGCCCACCAACAAGUUCAUAGUGCCAAAAUCAUGUUGCAUCGAUCCGCAAUCUGAUCUAUGUGAAGUAACACAUUUGAAUGGAAUUCGCAACUUUGACACACCAGUUGAGCACGUCUUUUUCAUGGAGGGAUGCGGACCAAAAGUAAUUGACGCAAUUAACUAUUACGUCGGUUGUCUUUUCGGGUUUGGUGUGGUUGUCGUUUCACUUGCAAUGGCAGCGAUGAUCCUUUGCGGGAUUCUAAUAUGCAACUUCAUCAAAAUGGGUCACUUCAUUCGACUUAAAUCUUUAAAAUCUCCUGAAUCAACAAAUCUAAUUGCAGAUGAACAACCUUUAGGUUCUCCAAAAGAAAGUCCUAUCCCUUUACCAUCAGCGCCAGCAUAUGCUUUGUCAUCAAGAACAUCUUUACUUGUUUCUGAAAGACCGAUAUCAUCCUUAGUUUGAAUUGAAUGUCACUUAUGCGCCCAACUAGGAUUCCGAGUCAAAGAAAUCAACUAUACAUACAUUUCCACAUCCAGUGCACUUAUAGCUCUGCCUAAAGAUAUUUGAUGCCUUUUAGCGUGGCAUUGCAUCCUGUUCAAAAUCCAGUUGAGUGCGGGUUCAAUCAUUUAAUCAACGACGGACUAGUUGAUUUCCGGAUCAAAUUUCAUCCAUUCAGUUUUGAACGAGAACAGAUUGAAUUGACUUUUUAGUAAAAAUAUAGCAGUACUGGGAGCUGGCUGCAGUUCGCCUUUAUUAUCGGGUGUGUGUGACUGCGUGUUCAGUUUCAAGAGCUCUUGAUCAUAUUUUGUUUAUAUAAAUUCUCGUGAAAUUUUCAGAAUGCGUUUGCCUGUGUCUAAAAUCUGCCAAGACAUUAAUCAUUAGCAAGUGGUUAUAGAUGUUAUUCCAAUCAAAAAGUAGUAGUCGAGA
Daphnia pulicaria is the source of this 1582-nucleotide messenger RNA. RefSeq names its product leukocyte surface antigen CD53-like. Gene Ontology annotation, cellular component: membrane. Bases 125 to 1117 code for a protein of 330 amino acids. NCBI's taxonomy places the organism in Eukaryota, Metazoa, Arthropoda, Branchiopoda, Diplostraca, Daphniidae. The transcript has 8 exons. The record is from RefSeq and is a predicted model, not a curated record.